CAGCAUGGGAGGAGAACGGUGAGGAGAGGUUUGGGUGACCCUCGUGCGUCAUCUGUGAAUGGAUCAGGAUGCAGGGAUCUGCCUGCUGCCAGAGGCCUCCGCACCCAGCAAAUGCUGGCGCCGUCAUUAAGGUGUUCAUCCUCCUCCUGUUCUGCAGACACGCUGACUCGCAGUGCAAGAUCUUGCGCUGCAACUCCCAGUAUCUGGCCGCCACGGAGAACCUGGACGACUCGGACGCGACGGGCGCUCGCUGCGACGCUUUGCGCGCCUACUCCAGCUGCACGCGCCGCACGGCCCGCACCUGCCGCGGGAACCUGGCGUACCACUCUGCUGUGUACGGCAUCGAAGACCUCAUGAUCCAGAACAACUGCUCCAGGGAGGGACCCACUUCCCUGCCCCAGCCGCCCCAGCCGCCCCCCGAUCACCAGGGCUUCACCUCCCUGGACAUCUGCGACUACGAGAAGAGCUUUGCCCGCAAGCAUGGGCGACCCCCUGCGUACCAGCACUGCGCCGCCUUCGGGGACCCCCAUGUACGCACCUUCAGGGACCAGUUCCACACCUGUCAGGUGGAGGGUUCCUGGCCGCUCCUGGACAACAACUACCUGUAUGUGCAGGCCACCAGCUCUCCCGUCGUGAAAGGGUCAAACGCCACUGCCAUCAGCAAGCUCACCGUCAUUUUUAAGAACAUGAAGGAGUGCAUCGACGAGAAGGUCUACCAAGCGGAAAUAGACAACCUGCCAGUGUCUUUUGUGGAUGGUUCCAUGAAUGGUGGAGCGAGGCCCGGGGGGAGCAGCCUGGUCAUCUACGAGCGCACGCCAGGGCGGCAUGUGGAGAUCCGAGCAGCGCACGUUGGCACCACAAUUGCUGUGCGCCAGGCGGGCAGGCAGCUGUCCUUCUCCAUCCGGGCGGCCGAGGAGGUGGCUCUCUCCUUCACAGACGAGCAAGAUUUGCAGCUCUGCGUGGGAGGUUGCCCGCCCAGCCAGCGCAUCUCUCGAAGCAAGGUUGACGGCAGCGGUGCCCUCGAGAAGGCCCGUCUGCUGUGCAAGGAGAAGCUGCCCGUCGAGGAUGUCUACUUCCAGGCUUGUGUCUUUGACGUGGCGACUUCGGGGGAUGCCAGCUUCAUUCUGGCUGCCCGUGGGGCGCUGGAAGACGGCGAAGCGUACCACCCGGAUGUCAAGAAACUCCACAUCUUCCAUACCGACAGGGCUAUGCGCCCCUGCAGCUCGCCUCUCCUCAUUUUCACGUCCGUCAUUUUAGUCUGUCGCAUGCACUUUUAUUGGUGACUAUAUUCUGUAAUGCCAAGGGAUCAGGAGAUGUGGCUGGCUUCUCAUAAAGGCCUCAGCAAGCAAAGCCCAGGGCCUUAGAAGAAUUGAGGAAUGGGCUCCCCCAGCUCAUGUUGGAAUAUUGGUGCCCCUGGGAAAGCUCUCUCGCUAGCCCUUGCUACCCUCUUUGUGUCUUGCAGACCAGCUCCUUAAGGCCUGGGUGCUUCGUGGCAUCCUUUGGAGCAUCCGUUGCCACUGGGAUCCAUGGGAAUUGUAGUUUCCCAUGGAUCCCGGAAUUAAAAAUUCUUUGGCACAGGAUGCAUGGGAAACUUCGGUUCCCAUGCAUCCCUGUGGAAAUGGCGAUCAUGAGCCCUGCUCCCCUGGAAACAACACGUUGGCACAUCACUGGUUGAAACGCUGAACCAGUUUCCGAGGCUGAAGACAAGCAAGUGUGGAGUAGCAACUGAUAAGUUUCAGGAACUGGGCUGAAACAAUGAAAGUUGGACUCUCGAAGCAUGUACCUUUUAUUUUUAUUUUUUAGGGAGGAUGGGUUGGGAGAAACAGCAACAAGUGCCGGGCAUCCUCAGGUAACCUUAGAAACCAUGGCAAUCUACCCAACACUGUACGUUGUCAUUCCUUGGAAACGCUUCCUCCCAAAAGCCAAUUAUGGGUUAUUUAAUUCCUUCUGAAAACUGGUGACCCAUAGCUUUCUGUGCAAAUCUCUCUCACACAAAUGCUGGUCACUUUAAGCCCCCCUCCCCGUGUCAGUGUUUUGGGUAAACUACUCUGGGCCUGAGUAUCUGCCAGGAGUCAUUCACAACCAAACAUGAAACCAGAAACUCCUCAAAUAUCGAAGGCAGGGGUGGGGCGCUUGUGGUCAAUGGGAUGUUGGUCUAACAGGAUCUGGAGGGCAAGAGAUAUUCCCUGCAAGGGAUACGUCGAUGCCAUAACUUGGAAGGCGUGGACCCUGAACUCAUCAAGUCCCAAACGAACCCUGACGUUCCCCCAAAGUCUGUCCGUUUGUUUUCAGGCAAAUCCGUUUUCUGCCACUUUUCACGAUUCGGGAUCUGGAGAGCGAGGUUUAAAUGGUGCUUCUUUGAAGCACAUGCACUGUGAUGGUUCUGUUAAGGCUGGAGAGACAGCACUUCUUCAGAGAGCUGGGAGAAUCUUAUGGUUGACUUAAAGAAUGUCAAUGAAAAAGUUCACAUAUUUAAUAUAUUAAAGUUGACGAUGUUUCAUUUGAUAGUUGUAUCGCUUAGUGGUCGCCCUUUCCCACGGAGGCUGCUUGUUUGAGCCACAUGGAACGCUUGCUGUGGAGCAGUGCUUUAGUAACUGGUUUUCCAGUAACUGCUUUUCACUGUUGCCUAAGACCCCAUUUAAACCACCCAUUUAAAGCCCCACAAUAUCACUGCAAGCAGCCCUGGCUUCCCCCAGAGAAUCGUGGGAGGUGUAGUUUGUUAAGAUUGCUGAGAAGAGUUUGGAGACCUUCCUGUUCCCCUCCCAGAGCUACAAUUCCCUGAGUGGUUUAACCACUAAUCUCUCUCCAUUGGUUACUCUGGGAAUUGUAGCACUGGGAGGGGGCUAGGGCGUUGCCUAACAAUUCCCAGCGCGCUUAGGAAACUACAGCUCCCAGAAUUAUUCGGGGGCAGUCGUGAUAUGAUGCUUUGGAUGGAUGGUGUGAAUGGGGCAUAAACCUCUGGAGGCUGGAAUAGGCUGCUACAGCUUAAAGCUGUAGUACUUUUCCAGGCACUGAAAGGGGGGAAUCCUACAUUUCUCAGCACCAGAAAGGAAAACUGAGAGCGAUGGGAAAUGGAGAAGGGUCUGUGAUGAACCAAGGCUCUGUUCUUCCCCUCCAUGUCUCUCCUCAGAAACCCGACUCGGUUCCCGUCAGUUUCAGCUUCUGAACUCCACGCAUGCUGAUCGGUAUUGUUCUGCAAAGGGUUUGACAUUAAAAUAAUUUAAUUCUGAA
Molecule: messenger RNA, 3231 nt
Organism: Podarcis muralis (Common wall lizard)
Lineage: Eukaryota; Metazoa; Chordata; Lepidosauria; Squamata; Lacertidae
Source: RefSeq, a predicted model, not a curated record